Messenger RNA from Prosopis cineraria, 1139 nucleotides. Its product is annotated as protein SPEAR3. Gene Ontology annotation, molecular function: DNA-binding transcription factor activity. The record is from RefSeq and is a predicted model, not a curated record. NCBI's taxonomy places the organism in Eukaryota, Viridiplantae, Streptophyta, Magnoliopsida, Fabales, Fabaceae. Bases 279 to 899 code for a protein of 206 amino acids. The transcript is spliced from 5 exons.
UCGAGGGAGGAGGGGAGAGAGAAAGGGGCAUAAAAUCCAAGUAUAUAUAACAUUCAAAUCUACUCGCAAUCUGCUCCAGCGAUGCAAUAAUUCCUGCGAAAAUUGCUUAAAAACAGCUUUGGAGAUCUCUGAUUCUCUGCCAUCUUCUUUCUCUGCACAAAGCUUUCUGCAACUCAAAGUUCCGGCGGGGAUUUUCAAAGCCCAGAAAUUCAAAGCUCUUCUAUAUAUAUCCGAUAUCCCUCUCACAGAUAGCCAAACCACACAUCAGUGCAGAAAAGAUGGGAAGCGGUUAUUUUGGAGAGCUAAACUUGGGAAGUACUGAAAGAAGCAGUGGAUCUUCUGCUUUGUCUUCUUCAUCGACGAGGAAAGGAAAGAAGAACAAUUCAGACAAGCCUAAGCAACCCCAGAGAGGUCUUGGGGUUGCUCAAUUGGAGAAGAUCAGAUUACAUGGCCAAAUAGACUGUGGAUAUCCUCCUCCUAAUCCUCCUCCCCCUCUUCUUCACGUUCCUUAUCCUUCUAAUUUCAACAGUCAGGAAGAUCCCAGAGCACAAUCCGCUUAUUCAUCAAUACCAUCAUCGUCCUUUUCUUAUUCAACCUCGUCCUCCUCGAACUCACCUUCAUACUGCUUCCACCCCAACAUUGUGCAGAUGGGCCUACCCGAAUACGAGAGAUCGAACAUCAGAUACGGAAGUUCUCAGCCAACUAACACAGCAAGAUGGGACUUGCAGAACCAAUCUUCUGCUCAACCCAAUGUUACAAGACCCUUUCUAAACCUAUACGAUCAUUCACACCACAUAGAUGGCCAAAACUACAGGAGCGGAUCUUUUGGGUCGAGCAGUCAGAAUUCUGAAUCAAGUGACCCUCAAGAACCAGACUUGGAACUCAGAUUGUCUCUUUAGUGCAUCAUCAUCAGCAACUGUCGAAAAUGUAAUGCUUUUAUGUGCAAUUUGAUCAUCAGUAAUUGCUAUCUUAAAGAAGCACGAAAAUGAGCGAGCAAAACCAAUGUGUUUGUUUAAAUUGAAGUGCCAUUUUUGGAGAUAGCCAUGUGUAAUGCAAGCUAGAUUGACCCAGUUUGGAAAGACAAAUCAACAUUUUGCAUAAAUUCUCAAAUAAAUGAGAGAAGAAAUUGUUUUCGGUAA